Danio rerio (zebrafish) is the source of this 1968-nucleotide messenger RNA. RefSeq names its product glutamate-ammonia ligase (glutamine synthase) a (gene glula). Gene Ontology annotation, cellular component: cytoplasm; mitochondrion. Gene Ontology annotation, biological process: L-glutamine biosynthetic process. NCBI's taxonomy places the organism in Eukaryota, Metazoa, Chordata, Actinopteri, Cypriniformes, Danionidae. Gene Ontology annotation, molecular function: glutamine synthetase activity; catalytic activity. The record is from RefSeq and is marked validated.
GGGCAGAGGAUGAGAGAACAUCAAACACAUAAUAUCCAUUAAACUAAGUGGACAAUCCACUCCUAUUUUAUACAUUUUAUUUUCUGUUGGUGUCAAGGUGUUUUAUAGUAAUAAAAAUGGCCACGUCUGCCAGUUCUCAGUUGAGUAAAGUGGUAAAACAGCAGUAUAUGGAACUGCCUCAGGGAGACCAAGUACAAGCCAUGUAUAUCUGGAUAGAUGGAACCGGAGAAGGACUACGAUGCAAGACCAGAACACUGGACUCUGAACCCAAAAGCAUUGAAGAUCUUCCUGAGUGGAACUUUGAUGGUUCCAGCACGUAUCAAGCUGAAGGCUCCAAUAGUGACAUGUAUCUCAUCCCAGCUGCUAUGUUCAGGGAUCCUUUCCGCAAAGACCCCAACAAACUGGUUUUGUGUGAGGUUGUCAAGUACAACCGGAAAACUGCAGAAACCAACCACCGUCAUACAUGUAAAAAGAUCAUGGAAAUGGUAGGACAUCAAAGCCCUUGGUUUGGGAUGGAGCAGGAGUACACUAUUCUGGGUACUGACGGACACCCCUUUGGUUGGCCUUCCAAUGGGUUUCCUGGUCCUCAAGGACCUUACUACUGUGGAGUUGGAGCAGAUAAAGCCUAUGGCAGAGACAUCGUGGAGGCGCAUUACAGAGCCUGCCUAUAUGCCGGUGUGAUGAUUUGUGGAACCAAUGCUGAAGUUAUGCCAGCUCAGUGGGAGUUCCAGGUUGGCCCGUGUGAAGGCAUUGACAUGGGAGAUCACUUGUGGGUAGCUCGUUUUAUUUUGCACAGAGUUUGUGAAGACUUCGGUGUGGUAGCUUCAUUUGAUCCUAAGCCGAUCCCAGGCAACUGGAAUGGUGCUGGUUGCCACACUAACUUCAGCACUAAGGAAAUGCGGGAAGAUGGUGGACUGAAAUGUAUUGAGGAGUGUAUUGAAAAGCUUGGAAAGAGGCACAACUAUCACAUCCGCACCUAUGAUCCAAAAGGAGGCCUGGACAAUGCUCGUCGACUCACUGGCCACCAUGAAACCUCCAACAUUCAUGAGUUCUCUGCUGGUGUGGCAAACCGUGGUGCUAGUAUCCGCAUCCCACGAGCAGUGGGACAAGAGAAGAAGGGCUACUUUGAGGAUCGCCGCCCGUCUGCCAACUGCGACCCCUAUGCUGUCACUGAGGCCCUGAUUCGCACAUGUUUGUUAGAUGAAGAGGGUGAUGAAACUGUGGACUACUAGAUCUCCCAUUUACUGGACUGAAUUUCCCUCCCCUUCUCGCCAUUCUAUUUUUUUUUUUUUUAAGGCCAUCAAGCCAAAUUUAGUACUGUAUCUUGUUUUCUAUAAGGGUGGUUCUAACAUGGCAUUUUAAUAUCGUUGAAGUUGACUGGUCAACUUAACAUUUUAAGAUAUAAAUCUGAAUUUAACCUGAUAUGACUGGGGACAUGGUGUUGCAGGGCAUGUCUUUCCCCUGUUUUGGUUUCAUUUUUCCCUCAUUUUAAUGGUUUCUUGGGGAGGCCAUUUCUAAUGUUUGCAUUGAAAACUCUCUGAUUCCAUGAUUUUACUUUUUUGGUAGUUACGAUGGACUGAAUAAAGAGUUAAGUGCACAGAAGAACCUAGGACUGCCAAGGCUAGACAACAUCUAAUUACUUUUGAACCAAUAGCUAGUUGUUGUUGUUGUCAUGUUGACUUGACUUUUCAAGUAUGUAAUGUUUCGAGAUGUCUUACUGACAGUGUAUUAAAUGGCAAAAUUUGGUGUCCAUUUAUUUUUACUGUACACACUGUUCAUGUUGUGCGGUACAAAGUCGCAGUCCAAUAACUGUCCUGUUUUUAUACUUGUGGAACUGUUAUUUGUCUUGUUAAAUCCCUGAUUUAUCAAGGAUUUGAUCCUGUUUUUGUCUAAUACUAUGAUGUAACUGCACCUGUUUUGGUAAACCUGAAGAUGCUAAAAGGAAACUAAAACAUUUAUUUUUACCAC